Messenger RNA from Psilocybe cubensis, 2670 nucleotides. RefSeq lists its product as uncharacterized. NCBI's taxonomy places the organism in Eukaryota, Fungi, Basidiomycota, Agaricomycetes, Agaricales, Agrocybaceae. The transcript is spliced from 17 exons. Bases 1 to 2670 code for a protein of 889 amino acids. The record is from RefSeq and is a predicted model, not a curated record.
AUGGAUUACGAUUCAUUCGAUGCAGUCCUCCAUUGGAUUUUCCGCACCACGCUUGGAGACGCCUGGUUCAAACCCACUGAAGAAAACAUCUCUGCUGGUGUCUGCCUGCGAGUCGAGCCUGGUCAAUUUCGGGUUUUUCCUUACGAAAACCCAUACUUGAUUCCCUUCGAAGCUGCCGUACGCGGCCUCAACCCUCUUGUGGCCGUUAAAGUACGGACAGCUGCUGUGCAUUCCGCCCUAGGCACUGUGGCAGAAGAUGCGACCGCGAUUUACAUCGAUCAGAAUACUCGCAUUCAAAUUUUGGAUACCGUAAGUCACUUGCCGAAAGCAGACAAAGAACAGUGUGGUGCCUUCAUCCGUGACGAGCAUGUCUUGGUCGUUUGGUCCGACAACCUCGAUAACAUCGUCCCAUUAUGCAACGAGUUUGAGGAGAAAUUGAUGAAGCUCGUAUGGCGGUCCAGACACCACACCACCCCCUCCAUCGUCACCUCUGCCUCCAAUUCAUCUGCGCCCUCCACGGCCGCUUCGAACGUGAACCUUAACGAGAAGACUACACGGUCGUCUAUCACCGUCCCUGAUCCUGCUGUCGUAUCGGCAGCUCUGGCCGAGAAGGAAGUUACGACAGCUGCACCCGAAACCCCUCCCAAAAAGAAAUUUUGGAACUGGAGCUGGAAGCUUUCUGCAAAGAAAUCACCUUCGGCAUCUUCAGACCCCGAGAAGAGGGCUGCCCAGGCUAGGCCUAUUCGCCUCUUUGCUCCCAUCUAUGGCGGUCUAGGACUUGGGUUAUCUGUCUUCUUCGUUGGCAGUGGUACAAAUAUGCUACUUCAGGAAUGGAGAUUAGAUGGGGAUUACAAACGCUUUGCAUUGCUUGUGACCGCUCCUUUCCUGGUUUGCGUCGCAUUGUUCUUCUCUCUGCAAAUUAUUACCACUAUUGCGAUGAUCAUUGGGCCUAUUGCGCAGUACCACGAGAACUCGCGGUACUAUUCUGCCGUUCGCCCCGAACCUAACCCCGACGUCGACCAGCGCCUCCCCCAUAUCACGAUCGAGAUGCCCGUAUACAAGGAGAGUCUUGAAGAGACCAUUACACCUUCGGUCAAUUCUCUGAAGAAGGCCAUGCAAACGUAUGCCAGACAAGGAGGCACCUCGGCUAUCUUCGUACACGACGACGGUCUGCAGUCUUUAAGCCCCGAAGAACGCGAUAAGAGGAUAACCUUUUAUGAGAACCACAAUAUUGGCUGGGUCGCUCGUCCACCUCAUUCAAACGAACCUGAUGGCUUCAAGCGUGCUGGAAGGUUCAAGAAGGCGAGCAACAUGAAUUACGGCCUACAAUUGUCUUUGUGUAUGGAGAAGCAUAUCAUCGAACUCGAAAACUCCGGUCAAUCAUUUGACUCCAUUAGUUUGGAAGAUAAAGCACUGGAACUGGCUAUCGAGGAGACAUACGAGGCCAGCGGGAAGAAAUGGAAACCAUGGGCAAAGAACGCGAGGUCGCUGCGUGUUGGGGAAAUCAUCUUGAUCGUCGACUCUGAUACUGUGGUUCCGGAAGAUUGCUUUAGAGAUGCUGCCCGUGAAUUAGCUGAGUCUCCAGAAGUAGCGAUCAUCCAGCACGAAUCAGAUGUUAUGCAGGUCGCCCACCACUUUUUUGAGAAUGGAAUUGCCCACUUCACUCGCCGUAUUAACAAAUGCAUUUCCUUGUCUUGCGCGAAUGGAGAAGUCGCUCCUUUCGUCGGUCACAACGCAUUCCUUCGUUGGUCUGCAAUUCAGGAAGCCUCUUUCGUGGACCCGGCAGAUAAUGUCAAGAAAGUCUGGUCAGAAAGCAACGUCUCGGAAGACUUUGACAUGGCUCUGCGUCUUCAACUCAAAGGAUACAUAAUUCGAUGGGCUAACUAUUCCGAAGGUGGUUUUAAAGAGGGUGUAUCCUUAACUGUGAACGAUGAGCUAAAUCGCUGGCAAAAAUACGCAUAUGGAUGCAACGAAUUAAUUUUUAAUCCAUUAAUUGAAUGGCAUCGUAAGGGUCCUAUCAACAAACAACUGCGUAUUUUCCUAUGGUCCGGAGCCCCAGUCCACUACAAGAUUAGUAUGAUGUCGUACAUGUUCAGCUACUACGGAAUUGCAGCGUCCUCCGUCUUGUCGUUCAUGAAUUACUUCCUCUUGGGCUGGGCACUCGACGUCGAUGGGUUUUACAUGCACAGCUUUGAGAUAUUUUUAGCCUGCACGGUCGUUUUCCCAGGCGCUGGAAAUGUAGCAUACACUCUUUUGGAAUAUCGGCUUGGACAGCGCGACAUCUUCUCGUCUUUGGUUGAGAACUUUGGAUACGUCCCAUUCUUCUGGUUCUUCUUCGGCGGUUUGAGUAUGCACCUCUCGGCAGCUUUAUUGGCGCAUAUGUUCUCUUAUAAUAUCACCUGGGGAGCAACAGCCAAAGAAGUCGAACGGUCGAAUUUUUGGAAAGAAAUUCCAAUAAUUCUUAAACGCUACGGACGUGUAUUUUUUAUUUGCAUCAUCGCGAUCGCCGCCAUCAUCAUUCUUUCAACAACUCUUGUACCACCUGGCUGGCGUAUAGAUGCUUGGGGAGUUAUCGUCCCUCUUGCGAUCGUGGCUGGCGGGCAUCUAUUGUUCCCAAAAACACUGGUUCUAUGGUCAUCUUUGUUCCAAGCACUAUUUACGGGUGAUUGA